Molecule: messenger RNA, 1830 nt
Organism: Penicillium macrosclerotiorum
Lineage: Eukaryota; Fungi; Ascomycota; Eurotiomycetes; Eurotiales; Aspergillaceae
Product: C2H2-type zinc finger protein
Exons: 1
Coding region: 1-1830 (609 amino acids)
Source: RefSeq, a predicted model, not a curated record
AUGCCACUAGACGAUCAACCGGCCAAUCCAGAUAAUUUUGCUGUGCAAAAUGUCUGCGAUGGAAGUGAAGGCCAAUUAAGCAACCAAGAUUUCCUACCAACCAGUCUACUCGCAGCGGAUACCUUCAUUUUCGAUGACUCCGCUUUACCGGCAGAUCAGUAUACCAAUGAUUGCGGUUUAGAUCUAUGCGACCCUCUUUCUGUUGAGGCUCCUUACGACGCUUUUGACCCAUCCCUGUUGGUUUCUAAUGUUACCGACCGAGCAACCCCGAGAAGUAGUUUUUCUGCGUCUUUUUCUUCUCUGGAUGCAUUAUCGGACAGAAUAAAUAUGACAUCUCCGACGGAUAGUUCUCGAAAUAGCCGCAGCAUAGAUUCAAAUCUCGUGCCAUCUGCAGACAUUCCUGAUACUGGAUUGUGGAAAUGGGAUCUCACCCCUAACACUAUUGACCCGGCAAUGCUGGUCGAAUCUCAUCAAGAAUCACUGCCCGCGCUCAAUUCUCUCCCACGGAUUCCACGCGCCUACAAUCCCAGGGCAAGUCUUCCCCGUCGCAGGAGUCGCUAUUUUCUUUCCAAAUGCAAUGAACGAGCGGUUCCGAUUCCGGUCCCCCAUCAAAGGGAACUGGAUCCGAUGCAAAGAUGGCAAGAAUCCCCGCCUGAGGAUGAGCCAGCUUCUUUUACAGCAAUUAUGAAUGCUGUUGAUGAAAUGCCAGCAGACCAACAGCUUGGUCGACAUUCUCAGGCCAGUAGCCCUCCGAAUGCCUUCGGAGGCUAUCGACAGCCAUCAUCUAUAACAAGUGGAGAAUACAGCGUUUCAUCUGCAGAAUCCGUAGGUUCCUCUGCAGGCCGUUCAACCCCCCAGAGCGGUCAAAGCCGUCGAUCGCGUGGGCGUGUCACCAAAAAGUCCAAGUCAAAGCCCUGGAAUGAUGGCAAGCCGCGUCCAUUUUGUUGCACGUUCUGCUGUGAUCGCUUCAGAAGCAAGUACGACUGGGUCCGACACGAAAAAUCACUGCAUUUGAAUUUGGAAGCCUGGUAUUGUGCUCCUUUCGGUCCAUCCGUAUUUUCUCAAGUAACUGGGAGAGAACAUUGUGUAUAUUGUGAUGCGGCGGAUCCGACCCCUGAUCAUUUUACUACGCACAUGUACGAUGAGUGCCAGAAGCUCUCCAAAUCUAAUCGUUCCUUUCGAAGAAAGGAUCAUCUUGUUCAACACCUUCGUCACUUCCAUCACGUCGACACUGUUCCACUAAUCGAUAACUGGAAAGUGGUAACCAAUGAUAUCACCUCAAGGUGUGGAUUUUGCAACCAAAAUCUGGACGACUGGGAUGAGAGAAUAGAACAUUUGGGGGAUCAUUUUCGAAAAGGUCUUACAAUGAAGGACUGGCAAGGUGACCAUGGGUUCCCUCCAUCCAUAACCGCGCAGUUAAAAAACGCAUUCCCUCCAUACCUUAUUGGAGCAGAGUCUGAAAGCCUCAUACCAUUCUCUUCAACAAACGCCGACGUUCGAGACCAUUACGCACAGAUGUCCACUCGAGUACAAGGCGCGAAUGAGAAUGAGAAUAAUCGGCAUACGUCGAUGAUAAAUGCCUCGCCAGAUCAAGGCAAGUUGCAGUUUGAUAACUUCUUGGGCAACUUUACACGCCAUUUGGGACAAUAUGCAAGAAAGCAGAUGGAAGCCGGAGUCAUUCCUACAGAUGAAAUGUUUCAACAGGAAGCGAGAAGGGUGAUCUUCGAUUGCGAAGAUGCAUGGGAUCAAACUAUUGCUGACGAUCCAAGAUGGCUCUCCUCGUUUCGACAACUACACUGUGAGAAGGAAGAUACCGCGCCAAUCUCAUAG